UAUGAAUCAAGUUAAUUAAAAAAGGGCAGAAUCAUGACGGAUCUAAAUGUUGAAGUGCCGUACAGACUGUUAAAGAACUUAAUGUCAUUAGCAGCUAUGGAAGAACAUAGCAUGCUGAAACUAGCCGGAUUAACUCUUCUGCAAGAAUUUCUCAAAAAUGACCCCAAGGGCGAGGUCAAACUGUCAUUUUUGCAGCAGGGAAUCUUAGAAUCGUUGCUAUUGACUUUUGACAAGGGCUUUGACAACCCCAGAGACCUGGUGUAUCUAGAUGUGUCUUUGAAUUGCAUCUUCUUCCUCUCAGAGCUUCCAGUGAGCCCAGUCCAACCACUCAUCUGUGAGCAAGUGAUAAAAAGAAUGAUACAGCUAAUUGACCAAAAAGGGGCCUUUUACCAUUACUUACCCAGUGUUAAAUUAAAUCUUCAGAAGAUGUGUGAAAAUAAACAUUUGAUUGGUCGAGUUUACACAAAUAACUUAAAAACUGACCAGUGGGAUGGAGUAUAUGGGACAAUCAAAGAUCAGCUGUCAUCCCUUCCUUCUCUGCCAGAAAAUGUGUAUGUAUGUGAUGUUGUUGAUUCGGGGGGUUACGAAGGAGGACUGAACAUCAGGGAACAUCUUCUGAGUAGGAACUUAGCCUGGGCUGAUACUAAAUUUGUCAGACCUAGCAAAACAGAUGAUGAUGAGGAUUGGAAAGACAUAUUAAUCACCCAUGUUGUAGAAGGACCCGUUUUCUGGGCACAGAUAGGGAUAGAUACCAUUCAGAAUGCUCAGAAGAUCCAAGCCAUACUGAAUGUGUAUUGGAAAAAUGGAGCACUAGAAAAUUACAAAUGUAUAAAGGGGGACAAUGUGGUGGUCCUGCAGGUCAUCAACAAUGAGGUUUCUCCAAUUCGGGUCACAGUGAAGGAAGUGAACGCAAGGGGAGUUCAUGCAUGGGCUCUUGACUUUGGACAGAUGCUAACUGUGGACAGAAAGAAUGUAUUUGUUUUACCGUGUGAGGUUCAGCUGGACGUUUUUCCUCCACAGGCCUCUCUGUGCUGUAUUGAUGGUCUACAGCAGCCCCCAUAUAGUGAGACGGCUGUGGGGACUGGGUUAGCCAUACUGUGUAACCUUGUCAAACGGUCCUUUCCAGCAGGGCACCUGCUUCAGCAGUUGGGUGGAUUAGAGGUGUGUUUAUCUUUCCUGAAGACCUGUCCUAAUGUGGAAUUAAAACUACAGACCUGUCAGUUACUGUGUAACCUCUCCUGUAUCCCAGCCAUCUCCAGCAAAUGUGCAGAGAACCAGUUUAUCCCUGUUAUGAUUGACUGUUUACAGGAGUACUUUGAAAUGAAACCUUCCACAAAAAAGAAUGAACUCCUGUUGGCCUGUCUUAGAACACUGUGCAAUCUGAUGCAUUAUAAUGAUGUUAACAGGUCCAUAUUUUACCAGUUCCAAGGUAUGGAAGCUGUGUUAAAGGUCUCCUUGUUGAAUGGUAGAAAUCACAGUGUAUAUAAGGCAGCUACCAAAUGCAUCAAAAUGUUUAUCUGCAAGGCACUGGAGAGGAAUAUAAAGGAUAAUGUGAUAAAGAAACAGCCUAGCUUUGAGAAAGGAGAGAAAUUAAAACUAAGUCGGGAUACCCCAUUGGUUAUGUCGAAAGUCAUUGAAGAAAAGGAUGAAAACAGCAAGUUUAUAUGGAAACCAAAAGCUAUAGAGAAGGUUGUGGAUGAGUCCAGAUUUCAGGAGGUUGAGAGCAGUGAUGAUGAGCUUACGAACCACCCAGUCUCUUUGUUCCACUCCCAGCUGAAAGAACAAGCCCAGCUGUCUACAGAUAGACCUGCUGUAGCUGUUGAUGUAGCAGAUGUAUACAGAAGUUCUCAACAGAAAGAGGUCUUUGUAUUAGGUUCUACUGUGUCCAUUCAGAACAGCCCCACCAAUGAAUUGAGGCCAAACAAGACCAUCCAGACAAUUUCUGUGAACACAGUUGUUCAGCAUGUGUGUGGGAUGCUGAAUAGUGGAAAAGGAGGCAACAUAUAUUUUGGAUUGUCUACCACUGGAAAGGUUAUCGGGAUGAACUUUACCCGUGACGAUCGGGACGAGUUUCGUCUGGGUGUAGACAAGAUGAUGACGGAUCGUCUAUGCCCCUGUCUCCUUCACUCCUGUUUUGACGUGGUUUAUAUACCUGUUGUACAAAAGCCAGAAUCAGAGGAUGAUGGGUCACAAGAGUUAAUGAACAUUCCAGACCUGUUUGUUGGAAAGAUAGUUCUUACUCCAUCAAAAGGCACCUUUUACACAGUGACACCUGAGGAAGAUUGUUACUACAGGUUUGGGUCCCGUACAACCGCCCUCACUAUCCAGGAACUACGACACUUGAUCAUACUGGAAGAAGAAGAGGAAUUUCGGGAUAAGAUAAAAAAAUUAAAGGCAGAAUUAAAAUCUCUGCAGCAACAAAUGGGAGAUGAAGUCUGAUAUUCCCAGAUAGGCUACUUUAUAUUUCUCCAGUAUUGUGUUCAUUAUAAAUGUAAAACAUGGGAACAAUUUUGCUUUUUUUUUAUACCAGUGUGACGAAAUCAUGACCAUUUUUAAAGUUUUUUUUAUUACUCAGGGAAGUUUUAGUAGGA
Saccostrea cuccullata (small rock oyster) is the source of this 2591-nucleotide messenger RNA. RefSeq lists its product as uncharacterized. Bases 34 to 2439 code for a protein of 801 amino acids. The record is from RefSeq and is a predicted model, not a curated record. NCBI's taxonomy places the organism in Eukaryota, Metazoa, Mollusca, Bivalvia, Ostreida, Ostreidae. The transcript has 13 exons.